Messenger RNA from Debaryomyces fabryi, 2016 nucleotides. Its product is annotated as U4/U6-U5 snRNP complex subunit. The transcript has a single exon. Gene Ontology annotation, biological process: mRNA cis splicing, via spliceosome; maturation of 5S rRNA. Bases 1 to 2016 code for a protein of 671 amino acids. Gene Ontology annotation, cellular component: U4/U6 x U5 tri-snRNP complex. Lineage: Eukaryota; Fungi; Ascomycota; Pichiomycetes; Serinales; Debaryomycetaceae. The record is from RefSeq and is a predicted model, not a curated record.
AUGACGGAAGAAAUAUCAUUAUCAAUCGAAGAAACGAAUAAGCUACGUGCUAGUAUAGGUCUUGCCCCAAUUCCUCUACCGGAUGAUGAAAAAAAUGAUGUGAGAACUCAACAGGAAAGAGCAAAGCAGGCACCAAAGACGGCUAAAGCAGUGGAAGAAAUAUCUAUCGAGGAGACUAACAAACUCAGGUUAUCUUUAGGGCUUAAGCCAAUACCAGUGGAUGAUAAUUCAGUGACAAGUAGAGAAGAAAACGAAGUUCAGAAUUUUCAGAGACAUCAAUCAGAUAUUAGAGGUAAAGAGAGAGAUGACGAGAUAAAGCAAAGAAUAGAUGAUGUUAAGGCAAGAAAUCUAACACGCAAAAGGUUGGCAACGGGAAAGACGUUAUUGGAAGAUGAUAAAACUGAAUCUACUGACGAUUGGUUGAAAAAGUUAGGCCAACCAAAGGUGCCGGUCAAGAAGCAAAAAGUACAAGCCAGCGAAUCCGACGAACUGGAUGGGUUGCGGGUGGGACAUAAUUCAAAAGAAUUAUCUACUUUGAAGAAUAACGAGAUUCUCACUUUGAAAGAUACUGACAUAUUAGGAGAGAAAGAAGAAGACGAGCUUACCAACGAAUCACUCGUACGUGAUGCGAGAUUCAAGAAAGACUUGCAAGAUAAACUCGGAGCUGAGCGUGUGAAAAAUAAUGUAAGGGGGUUUCAAAUGGACGAAGAUUACAAUGAAAAUGACGAAGCUGACGACAAUUUGAUGAUAACAGGUGCAACAAUAAAAUUGACAACCAAGAAUCAAGGGGGAAACGAGCCUACAGAAGUAGAAUCAUCUAAGGGACAUGUUAAGAUAUCGAAUUUAUUUUCAGAUAUUGAAGAUUCAGAUCUUCAGCCUGCAAAUGAUUACCUUAAACCAAAAAAACCUAUGAAAAUGAAAAAGAUAAAGAAAAAGGCAUCUCAGAAAUCGAGGAAUAAAACAGAAAUUACUGAAGAUACAAAAGAUGAAGAUGAAAUAAUCCCAAUCAAAUCAGUUGAGCUCGAGACACUUGAUCCGGCAGACUUACUUGCGGAAGAUGCCGAAUUGAAUUCCGCCCUUUCGAUGAAAAGAACAUUGAAGCAAAAAAAUAGGAAGCAUAUGACACCGGAACAAAUAGCUGAGGAAGUCAGACUUUCUAAGAGGUGGAAUGAAGAGAAUGAUCUUGAUAAUUUUUCAGUGGACGCCCAGAAAUACCAAGGAGGAAUUGUGUAUGAUGACACAAGUGACUUUUUAAACUCAUUAAGCGCAAAUGUUCUUGAAGAUAAAGUCAUUGCAAAGAAUAAUAUAAACAAUAUAAAAUACGAGCCUGAUAUUAAAUCAGAGCUGGAGAUUAAAUUAGAGGAAGAUGAUGAAGUACUUUCAAACAAUAAUACGACGAAAAUGGAACCACUGGGCGCUGCAUCGGUCAAAAACGAAGAUGAAAGCGUCAACCAUGAGGACACUAGCUCCCCUGCAUUUAACGGUGGUCUUGCCUCUACGUUGAAGUUCCUCCAAUCAAGGCAAAUUCUUCAGAAACAAACUGACGACGAAUACGAAAAGUCCAAACAACAACGGGAAGCAUUGAAACAUGCAGAGCUUCUCAAAUUGAAGAUCUCAAUCGAAUCAAGAAUGCUUAGGGAAUACUUAGAAUCUGAUAAAUCCUAUAUGAACUUACCGAAGGAAGAAAGGGAAGAAAUUUUUGACUCGCAUCUUGAUCAAGUCUUGAAAGAAAAAAAUAUCAUCUCUAAUACCCCUAACUCGCGUAGUAAUGGCACUUAUAGGAAAACAAAUCAACCUCAACUGAGCAAAGUGCUUGACACUUCCAACUACAAUCCUGAUGUCAAACUUUCCUAUAGAGAUGAAUCAGGUACCGAACUAAAUACGAAAGAGGCGUUCAAAUACUUAUCGCAUAAAUUUCACGGAGUUGGCCCUGGAAAGGGUAAAAUAGACAAAAAGUUGAAAAAGAUGCAACAGCUAAGAGACAAAAACUCUUCAAAUAGUGAAGGCAUAAUUUAA